AUGGAAUCUGUCCAGUACACUCAGUGGGAGACCACUGAGGAAUUUGAGAUGGCUGACACCAAGCGCCAAUGGCGACCCUGGGAAGCUGGGUGGUGGGCGAAGCAGCUUCCUGGAGGCCGUCCUGCCUUUCCCCUCUACCUGCUAUUUUCUGUGACCUCUUUUCUGUGGAUAAUUCUUCUUAGUAUGCUGUUGGCCAAGGUCAUGGAUUUAUCAAGGGAAAUGGAACAUCUAGAUGAGCAACUGGAGGAAAUGCAACUCAAUGGGUCGAUGAAUUCAGGGAGGCUGGAAGUUCUUCAGGUAGCCUUGAGCAACUUGGAUGAAAAGCAUCAGAUUCUAAACACAAAGGCUGAAACAGUGGCUGAGAAGCUGAAGAACCUGCAAGAGAGUCAAGCCAGCCUGAGUACCAGUUUGUCCCAAGAACUAGCUGAGGCAAAAGAAGACAGAGAAAACAUUCGGAGUGAGAUGUUUCGUGGAUUGGAGGCUGUGAAGAAUGGAAAUGGAUCCUCCUGCCAACCCUGCCCUAGUCCCUGGAGGGACUUCCAGGGUUCCUGUUACUUCUUCUCUAAGAACAAGCUCACGUGGUCCCAGGCCAGGGAUGAUUGUGUCCAGAAGCAAGCUCACCUGGUCAUCAUCAAUAACCAAGAUGAACAGAACUUUCUGACCCCUACUGAGAAGCUGGGAUAUUGGAUUGGUCUCAGAAAGGUCAAAGAAGGGGUACAUAAGUGGAUUGAUGGCACAACACUUGGCUACACCAACUGGAACCCUGGGGAACCCAAUGACAGCCAGGGGAUGGAAAACUGUGUCAUGAUGUUGCAUCAUGGCAAAUGGAAUGACUUUACAUGUGAGCCAUCCUCUGACAACUGGAUCUGUGAGAAGAGGCAGAUCUGUUGAGCUUCAGCAGUGGAAGAGGCUGGGAGGUGGCUCACUGGCUGAGCUCCCUCCAUCCACAACCCAGUCUUCAUGGAACAUCUGGUGGCCAGAUGUGGGCCCUGAAUAGGCCCUUGUACCCUCUGGACCAUGGAUUCCCUAGGUUAUGGGCUUAGUAGGUUUACAAGGGAGACCAAUAAAUAUUUUUG
Molecule: messenger RNA, 1076 nt
Organism: Trichosurus vulpecula (common brushtail)
Lineage: Eukaryota; Metazoa; Chordata; Mammalia; Diprotodontia; Phalangeridae
Product: C-type lectin domain family 4 member G-like
Exons: 9
Coding region: 1-891 (296 amino acids)
Source: RefSeq, a predicted model, not a curated record